CCAUGCUCCGCACCGCUCUCCGAUCAGCCGUUCGCCCUGCGCUCCGCGCACAGCCCGUCGCUCGCCCCGCCCUCCUCCGCACCGUCGUCACCAAGCGCUACACGCCCGAGCACGAGUGGGUCUCGUUCGACGACAGCACCGGACUCGGCACCGUGGGCAUCACCGAGUACGCCCAGAAGGCGCUUGGCGACGUCGUCUACGUCGAGCUGCCCGCCACCGGCACCCAGGUCGCUGCAGGAGAGGAGAUUGGCGCCGUCGAGUCGGUCAAGGCCGCGUCCGACAUCUUUGCGCCCGUGUCGGGCCAGAUCAAGGAGGUUAACCCGGAGCUCGAGGACCAGCCCGACCUGCUCAACAAGAGCGCAGAGGCCGACGGCUGGCUCGUCAAGGUGCAGCUCUCCAACCCGGGCGAGUUCGACGGCCUCCUGUCCGGGGACGCGUACGCUGCGCACACGGCGGGCGAGUCCGAGUCGUCGUAAACGAGCGCGACUGCGGCGGAUCGGGCGGGGGACCUUGGUCGAGGAGGGAAAGCGAGGAGGAGGCUCAGAGCGGCGGCGAGCGGAAGCGGCCGCAGUGCGUCGCCCCAAGUUGUAGAAGUUGAUUGCAGUACCUCAACGUG
Molecule: messenger RNA, 616 nt
Organism: Rhodotorula graminis WP1
Lineage: Eukaryota; Fungi; Basidiomycota; Microbotryomycetes; Sporidiobolales; Sporidiobolaceae
Exons: 4
Biological process (GO): glycine decarboxylation via glycine cleavage system; protein lipoylation
Cellular component (GO): glycine cleavage complex; mitochondrion; cytoplasm
Source: RefSeq, a predicted model, not a curated record